Molecule: messenger RNA, 1114 nt
Organism: Nycticebus coucang (slow loris)
Lineage: Eukaryota; Metazoa; Chordata; Mammalia; Primates; Lorisidae
Gene: MRPL39
Product: mitochondrial ribosomal protein L39
Exons: 10
Coding region: 31-1059 (342 amino acids)
Cellular component (GO): mitochondrion
Molecular function (GO): RNA binding; nucleotide binding
Source: RefSeq, a predicted model, not a curated record
GACCUGCGCGUCCUGGUCUCCACGGCGGCGAUGGAGGCUAUGGCUACCGGAGCCCGGGGGCUGCGGCUAUGGCGGGUCGCUGGCGGCGGGGCGGGUUGCAGAUUUAUAGCAACAUCACCAGCUUCUCACCUGUCACCGACAGAAUUGACAGAAAUGCGGAAUGAUCUCUUUAAUAAAGAGAAAAAAAGGCAAUUAUCAUUAACUCCCCGAACUGAGAAGAUAGAAGUUAAACAUGUUGGAAAAACUGACCCUGGCACUAUCUUCGUGAUGAAUAAAAACAUUUCAACUCCUUAUAGUUGUGCCAUGCAUUUAAGUGAGUGGUACUGCAAGAAGUCUAUUUUGGCUCUGGUGGAUGGAGAGCCUUGGGACAUGUAUAAGCCUUUGACCAAGUCCUGUGAAAUUAAAUUUCUUACUUUCAAAGAUCGUGAUCCAAGUGAAGUAAAUAAGGCUUAUUGGCGUUCUUGUGCCAUGAUGAUGGGCUGUGUAAUAGAGAGGGCAUUCAAAGACGAAUAUGUGGUCAGUUUGGUUAGAGCUCCAGAAGUUCCUGGUAAUGUACACAUAGUGAUUGCUGGUGCUUUCUGCUAUGAUGUAGUUUUGGAUAAGAGACUUGAUGAGUGGAUGCCGACAAAAGAGAACCUACGUUCCUUCACAAAAGAUGCUUGUACCUUAAUUUAUAAAGAUCUUCCAUUUGAAACCCUGGACGUUGAAGCAAAAGUGGCAUUAGAAAUAUUUCAACACAACAAGUACAAAAUAGAUUUCAUAGAAGAGAAAGCAUCUCAGAACCCUGAGAGAAUAGUUAAGCUACACAGAAUUGGUGACUUCGUUGAUGUGAGUGAGGGCCCUCUUAUUCCAAGAACAAGUAUUUGUUUCCAGUAUGAAAUAUCAGCAGUUCACAAUCUUCAGCCCACCCCUCCAAGUCUUCUGCGAAGAUUCCAGGGUCUCUCUUUACCUGUUCACUUGAGAGCACAUUUUACAAUAUGGGAUAAGCUAUUGGAAAGAUCUCGGAAAAUGGUAACUGAAGAUCAAACUAAACCAACUGAAGAAAGUGCAUCUACCUAACAACUUUAUAAAAUUUAAAUAUGUAUAGUUAAUUAAAAUGAAAUUUUAAAGAUAA